Molecule: messenger RNA, 1686 nt
Organism: Cadophora gregata
Lineage: Eukaryota; Fungi; Ascomycota; Leotiomycetes; Helotiales; Ploettnerulaceae
Exons: 7
Coding region: 905-1672 (255 amino acids)
Biological process (GO): carbohydrate metabolic process
Cellular component (GO): extracellular region
Molecular function (GO): cellulose binding; hydrolase activity, hydrolyzing O-glycosyl compounds
Source: RefSeq, a predicted model, not a curated record
GAUUCUCAUUACUUGAAGGGUAUCUGUAGCGGGCAUAUGAUAUUCGAGGCUCUAUGCCAGCUCAAGGAAACAGCGGUCUGACAAGGAAUACAUAUCUCCUCGCGCGGAGUAACUAUUCCAGGGCCCAGAAACGACCCUCGGCCUAAGUCUCAACUCAGGAAUGCCACUCGCUGUACCCCUACCCUAUAUCAGGCUGAAUGGAUAUUCGGCAGCGAUCCGUUCGUCCCACCUCGCAUUUUGACUGAAACAUAAUUCCAGUCGCAACAAGCGUUGCCUUGGUUGAAGGAAGUAAAAGCUUGCAAUAAACACCACACGGAAGCGAGAUACCAGGGCCACGGAACAAUGUUUCAACACCCCUGUCUCCCCUCCCCCGAGUUUCCAGUGCGCUAGACAACGUGGACUUCAGGCAGAAUCAUUAGACGAGAGAUGACUAGAUCAUGAGAUCUGGAAUUUCUGUACGGUGUAGACGGGACUUGAUUUAGGCAAAUUGAAGAAGUAGCUUUAGGUGCCUAUUCUCGAUGCGUGCCUUGUCGGCUCACGGAUGGCUAGAGGACGGCCUUUGGCAGCUUGAAGGGAGGUAUGGCAUCCUUGUUCGUCUGCUUCGGAGACGGGAAACCUUAAGGGAACUUAAGGACGACUUCGUGGGUCUGAAUGAGGAGAUGAGAACUAGGAUGGGCAUGUUAUUUCAGGCUGAGUGCUUGGUCUUUUGCGGAGGGUUUUGACAUUGGGGAGCAAUCGGGGUCAGGACUUGGCGAAUUAGCAUUACCUCCAUGGGCUUGUAUAAGACGGCCGACAGUACAAAGGAACGUUGCUCUUAUUUUGAAGUCCGUGGAUUGUAUCUUUUUACUUUUACUCAUUGCCUGACUCUCUUCUUCGCUGUAUAUUUUUAAACUCGAAAGUCAACAUGCUUAACUUCAAGAACUUGGCCGCUGUGGCGGUAUUGUUGAGCAAUAUCGACAUUUCUCAAGCACAAGGUGGUGCUUGGACACAAUGUGGUGGUGUAAAUUGGAAUGGAGCUACGACUUGUGUAUCUGGCUAUGUCUGCAAGUACUCCAAUGACUAUUACUCCCAAUGUGUCCCGGGCACCGCAGUUGUAACCACGACCACCACAUCCAAGCCCACAACCCUCGUCACAACAACCAGUACAUCUACAUCCGCAGCCAGCACAUCCACGCCAACCACAUCUCCCGGCACUGGCCCAGGAGAUGCAGGAUACAGUACCGGCGGGGCCAACAGUAUCGAUGUCAAGUUCCGAGCCCGCGGCAAGAAAUACUUCGGUGUUGCUACAGAUCAGGGACGUCUUACUACUGGCAGUAAUGCUGCCAUCAUUCAAACGGACUUCGGACAGGUCACCCCGGAGAAUAGUAUGAAGUGGGAUGCUACCGAGAAUACCCAGAACUCCUUCACUUUCUCGCAGGCUGAUUACUUGGUGAACUGGGCUGUGACGAACAAGAAGUUGAUUCGCGGACACACCUUGUGCUGGCAUUCACAACUCCCAAGCUGGGUCAGCAACAUCGCGAAUGCUGCUACUUUGACCAAAGUCUUGCAAGAUCAUAUUGCAGCUGAGGCUGGUCGGUACAAGGGGAAGAUUUAUGCCUGGGUAAAAGACCCUUGGAUCCUUCGAAGGGUACAAAGCACCCAGCUGAUAUGCAAAACAGGAUGUCGUGAAUGAAGUCUUCAACGAAG